AUGUUGGGCAAGUCAUGGAAAAGGUUUGGGAAUUGGCAGAAUAUGUCAACAUACCUUGUUGCAAUGGUUGUUGGGGAGUUUGAUAUGAUCUCGAAUUCGACAAAAGAAGAAAUUGUCGAGAGUGUAUACACGGCACCAGAACAGAGCGCUCGAGGACGCGUUGCUAUCGAUGUGGCUACUAAAGCGCUAUCAUUAUUCACUGAGACUUUUAGAAUUCCAUAUCCAUUGAAAAAAUUGGUAAUGGUGGCUAUUCCAGAAAUUAUGGGUGUGAUGGAGAAUUGGAGACUUAUGCAGCGCGUGCAAUUUGUCACGUACUAUCCCAUCAGUGGUUCGGAUGUUUAG
Plasmopara halstedii is the source of this 342-nucleotide messenger RNA. RefSeq names its product metalloprotease family. Lineage: Eukaryota; Oomycota; Peronosporomycetes; Peronosporales; Peronosporaceae. The record is from RefSeq and is a predicted model, not a curated record. Gene Ontology annotation, biological process: peptide catabolic process; proteolysis. Gene Ontology annotation, molecular function: metalloaminopeptidase activity; peptide binding; zinc ion binding. The transcript has 2 exons. Gene Ontology annotation, cellular component: cytoplasm. The coding region runs from base 1 to 342 and encodes 113 amino acids.